Penaeus chinensis is the source of this 1635-nucleotide messenger RNA. RefSeq names its product facilitated trehalose transporter Tret1-like. Gene Ontology annotation, cellular component: membrane. Gene Ontology annotation, biological process: transmembrane transport. The coding region runs from base 11 to 1606 and encodes 531 amino acids. The transcript is spliced from 6 exons. The record is from RefSeq and is a predicted model, not a curated record. Gene Ontology annotation, molecular function: transmembrane transporter activity. Lineage: Eukaryota; Metazoa; Arthropoda; Malacostraca; Decapoda; Penaeidae.
GGAAUAAACGAUGACGCUUUUAUCAAUACAUCGCGAGACCCAUGAAGCUAAAUCCCCGUCAGGGCUCCGACCGCGACAGUCACUGCUGGCUCUUCUUCCGGGGUACACUCCCUCAUCGAACAUGGUUUCCUCGCAAAACCAGAACGAGCAUAAUGCAGGAACAAGGAUGGAAACUAAAGGUCAGAAAACGCCUGUAACACCCAGACAGGUUGUGAGUUUGGUUGCGGUGGGCGGUACGGACCUCAUCAACGGCAUGAUGAUUGGCUGGACCGCGGUUUUGCCCAAGCUCCAGGAGGACACCAGCAGGUACACGGUGACCGAGGACGACGUGUCAUGGCUUGUAUCUCUGACUUUUAUAAUGGGUUUCAUCGUUGCCCCAUUGGCCGGCUUCAUAGCGGAAUGCGUGGGACCGCGACGGCUGCUCGUGGUCAUAACGCUUCCCGUUGCUGGACUUUGGCUCAUACAGGCCUUCAGUCCUUACCUGUGGCUCCUUUACCUCGCGAGAGCUCUAAUGGCGAGCUGUGGCACGGUGGUGCACGUGGUCACGUACCCGUUGGUUGCUGAAUUAUGCCCUGCCCGAAUCAGAGGCGUAGCUGCAGUGGUACCAGAGGCGUUCGGCUGUGCAGGGAUGAUGCUGUCAUAUCUACUAGCUUCUUUGUUGCCUUGGAAAACGGCUACUGCAGUUUCUGCUGCCCCCUUCUUGCUCUUGUCCAUUAUGAUGCUGCCUGUCCCAGAGUCCCCAUACUGGCUAGUGCGAAAGAACAAGAUCAACGCAGCUGAGAAAUCUCUACGGCUGCUUUUGGGUCGUGACGGUGAUGUGGCUAAAGAACUGGAGGCAAUAAGGAGCACAACGACACUCAGUCAAAACGGAUUCAAGGACCAGGCGAGGGAGCUUUGCAAAGCACACAACGCGAGUCCAGUGCUGCUCACACUAAGCAUAUUUAUCCUGAGAGAACUCGGUGGGAAAGGGGCCGUGUUCGGUUACUCUGUGUACAUGUUCCGCAAUGCGGGAGUACAACUUGAUGCGUUCUACUGCACAGUAUUUGUCGGUGUUGCUCGCUUUGCAAGCACGUGUGCGUCUGCUAGCACUCUGGACCUGGUGGGGCGUAAACCACUCCUUGUGGCAGCAGCUGUGAUCUGCGCAGCGUCGGAUGGCGUCGCCGGAGCCUUCCUCCUCCUGGAGAUUGAAGGGGCUACAUGGAUGCCCCUGGUGUCCAUGAUAGUCUUCGUGAUUGGCUAUGGCAUUGGUCUGGGACCCAUUCCGCGGGCAUAUCUCGGUGAACUCCUACCAACACCCGUCAGGUCUCUAGGAUCUUCAAUAAUCAACUUCGGUUAUUCUAUUACUCUGUUCACUGUAAGCCUUGUGUUCCUGAAGGAGAUAUCUUACCUGGGGCUCGGCCAGACGCUACUUUUAUUCGGAGGAGCAAACCUGCUCAUCGUCCCGCUGGUGCUGCUCUUCAUUCCCGAGACGAAAGGGCGAACUUUGCAAGACCUGGAAAAGGCCUUCAAGAAAAAGAAAACCGUGCAAGCGGAAGACAACCCUGCAUUGGAAUCAGUGGAAAGCAAAGGAAACACUUCUCUGGAAAAUAUCACCGCAAUAAAAUGAAAAUGGUAGUUACGCUAUGUAGAAUACCA